Cucurbita pepo subsp. pepo (vegetable marrow) is the source of this 2047-nucleotide messenger RNA. Its product is annotated as NAC domain-containing protein 17. The record is from RefSeq and is a predicted model, not a curated record. Gene Ontology annotation, biological process: regulation of DNA-templated transcription. Gene Ontology annotation, molecular function: DNA binding. Lineage: Eukaryota; Viridiplantae; Streptophyta; Magnoliopsida; Cucurbitales; Cucurbitaceae.
UCCCUAGACUCUGCUUCCUUCCCCUUCACUCUUCCCCUUUCUUCACCAAAUCCCCCCUGCAACCAUCUCACUCUCUUCCAUCCUUCAAUCUUCCCUCUCAUCAUCAUGGAGCUCUUGAGCCGGAGUUCUGCCGGCGAAGAUAACGGCUUCCCCCCGGGCUUCCGCUUCCAUCCAACUGAUGAAGAGAUUAUACUCUACUACCUCAAGAGGAAGAUCUGUGGCCGAAGAAUCAAGCUCGAUAUCGUCGGCGAUAUCGACGUCUACAAGUGGGAACCCGAGGAACUGCCUGGGCUUUCUAAGCUAAAAACAGGUGAUAGACAAUGGUUUUUUUUCAGUCCAAGAGAUAGAAAGUACCCACAUGGGGCUAGAUCAAAUAGGGCAACCAGGCAUGGGUAUUGGAAAGCUACUGGGAAGGAUCGUACUGUGACAUGUAAUUCUCGCGAUGUUGGAGUUAAGAAGACGUUGAUUUUCUAUAGAGGUCGUGCCCCUAGCGGUGAGCGUACUGACUGGGUAAUGCAUGAAUACACCAUGACUGAGGAAGAGCUGGGCAGAUGCAUAAAUGUGAAGAACUAUUAUGCUGUUUAUAAGGUCUUCAAGAAGAGUGGACCUGGUCCGAAAAAUGGUGAGCAGUACGGAGCACCAUUUAAAGAAGAAGACUGGGUUGAUGAUGAAUUCUGUGAUUUUAAUUUUGAUGACAAAGAGAAACCUGCCGAGAAACCCAACACGGAUACUACUGCCACUGAGAGCGAGAAUCGCCACAUGACCCAUCUUUCAUUGGAUGAUCUUGAUAUGUUCAUGAUACAACUUUCCAAUGAGCCUUUACUUGAGUUUCCGGAAGCUGAUCCUUGUGCCAACUCCUUACCCCAGGAUGGUAGGCAAGAAGAAUCUGGGUGUCCUGUUGUUGAUCUAUGUUUGCAAGAACAUAACCUUCCUAGGUCAGUUGAAUUGUCGAGUUCCGAGCAGCAGCCGAGUAAUGUGCCUGAAAGCAUUGACCUCACCAAGUCAGAUCGACCAUUCCAGACACCUGAGGCCAAAUCUUCCCCCAACCUUUCUGAACUAACUAGUUUUCUAUUUGAGGAUGAUUUUCUGGAAAUAGAUGAUCUUGGUGGUCCGGAAUUUAAUCUAUCAACCACUGAGAAAGGAUCUGGAACUGGGAACUUGCAGUUUGAAGAGUUGAAUGGAUUGUGCAACCUCGAUCAAUUUCAUGAUGCAGCCAUGUUUCUUAAUGAUAUGGGGCCUUUGGAGUAUGGAACAAUUCCUAAUUUAUUCCAGAAUGAAAACGUGGAUAUCUUGGCAAGCCCAUUGGAUGUUCAGUUCCAAUCCAAUCCAAAUUGUGCAAGUGCAAACCAGAUCGACAAUCAAAUGCUGAUUCCUGAUCUGGCCUUACAAGAUGGCUUUGCUUUAUCAGAGUUGCCACAAACUUCAGGUGUGUUGUGUGACCCUUCAAACCAAAAUGAAGUCGGGAAGGACGUGAGUUCUGCUAGUCGCGUUUCAUCCGCUCUCUGGGCCUUUGUUGAAUCUAUACCAUCUACACCCGCAUCAGCUGCGGAGAAUGGACUAGUUAACCGAUCAUUUGAUCGAAUAUCAAGCUUCGGUAGGAAGAGAGUAAGUACGAAUAGCACGAUGGUUUCUGCAAUUGAUUCCUCUUCUAUUAUUGUGAGUAGUAGUAGGAGAACAGCAAGCAGGAGCAGAAAGGGUGGGUUCUUUGUGUUCUCUGUUCUUGGAGCAUUAUGUGCCAUCUUAUGGGUAUUUAUAGGAGCUGUUAGACUAUGGCACAGAUGCAUCUCCUUAUGAAUCUGGAGAUGACUUUUUUUUCUUUCUUUUUUUUUCUCUUAACUUUGUGAAAUAUAUAUUAAAAAAAAAAGAAAAAAAAAAGGAGAAAAUGGAAAAAGCUGAAAUAUGGGGAAAUAUUGCAAUUUUGAAACAAUGGAGGGAGGAAGUUUGGUAUUUGUUUAUGUAUGAUGUGGCGUAGAUUUGUAUGUAUAGGUAAGCAACCACAUUUAAGUACUCGUUUUAAUGUAAUGUCAAAGUUGUUUUGAUAUGGAAA